CGUCACAGGCAGGGUGUCCGGUCCGAGCAUCCUAUUGGUGGAAGCGGUCCCCGCGGGCCGGCGGUGACUCCUGCUCUCUGGGAGGAAAGUGUGAAGAUGGCGAAGACGUACGACUACCUGUUCAAACUGCUGCUGAUCGGGGACAGCGGGGUCGGGAAGACGUGCCUGCUCUUCAGGUUCAGCGAGGACGCCUUUAAUACCACCUUCAUCUCCACCAUCGGCAUUGAUUUUAAAAUUCGCACAAUAGAGUUAGAUGGAAAAAAGAUCAAGCUUCAGAUAUGGGACACAGCGGGGCAGGAGAGGUUCCGUACUAUUACCACAGCGUAUUACAGAGGAGCCAUGGGUAUCAUGCUUGUGUAUGAUAUCACCAAUGAGAAGUCAUUUGACAAUAUUAAAAACUGGAUAAGAAAUAUUGAAGAACAUGCCUCAUCUGAUGUUGAGCGAAUGAUCCUGGGUAAUAAAUGUGACAUGAAUGAGAAGAGACAAGUAUCUCGGGAGAGGGGGGAAAAGCUUGCAAUCGAUUAUGGAAUCAAGUUCCUUGAAACUAGUGCAAAAUCCAGCAUCAACGUGGAGGAGGCAUUUUUCACCCUUGGUCGUGACAUCAUGACAAAACUCAACAGAAAAAUGAAUGAAAGCAGCUCUCCGGGCGGUGGAGGUCCAGUAAAAAUUACAGAGAAAUCGGCAAAGAAAAGCAGUUUCUUUCGUUGUGUGUUACUUUGAUGAACUGAAGCACAGGAAGAAGAGAAAGAGAUGGACUGUGGCGCACCUGAUUGAAUGGCUUCUUGCCAACUGCAGGUGCUGCAAAAGGCCUCUGGGGAAAUGUAAACAUGCUGUUUGCUAAAGCGCCUGAUACGAGACAGUUUCUGUCAUGGAUUUCUGGAGUGGAAGAUUACAGCGGGGAGCCUUUUCCUACACACAGGAACAAGCAGACUAAUGUCAAUAUCUUAAUCCCCCCUCUUUGGCUUCAUUUUGGGUAAAGGUUAUUGUCUUUCUCCAAACCGAUCUUAUUCUGUUUCCUGUUUGGUCAUUGGUUAAGGCUGUGAUGCAAACAGUUUAUUACAGAUUUUCUUAACUGGAAGAAGCAUGGUGGCCUUACUUAUGUAACCAUUUUACAUCUGCUGUUUGCAGCCUGUGGACGUUUAGAAUGUAUUGGAACCAAAUGUUGAAAGUGACUGUCGUGGGGUAGACCAUUUUAAUAAGAUCAAAUGUAACUAUGAUGUAGGGUCACUGGCAGAUCCCGCACAACAGCAAUGAUAUAUGCUUUAAGCCGUUACAUGUGUGAAAUUUAGCCAUAUUGAAAAGUAAAUAUGAUGCACAUGAAUAGUAAUGCAGAUAGGCAAUGUAUAUUUGUUUUGUAUGACUAUGGAUAACCCAUCGGGACACUGCUUUGACCAUGCAUUUCUCUCUUACAAAAGUUUCUGUAUAGAUUUAUGGCAAUCGUCAGAUGUGACCUCUGCAUUACUGCUUCCUCACUACUCCGCUAUCCCAAAUUCCACUCCAUGAAUACACUUACAAGCUCCCUUCCCAGAUGCUAGAACUUACUUACCGCCCAUCAUGUGAUCAUGUUUCAAUGUUCAAUCUGUCUUUGUAAGUCUUUUGUCUGCUUAUAUGCAGUUGCUUUCUCCUGUUGCUGUUUAUUUGCUUUCAGCCUGUAGAUGGCAAAUUACUUAGUAGUAUUAAAAUAUAUAUAAUUUUUUUUUUUACUAUAAUCUCAAAUUAGUACUUGGUAAAAACGCUGUUUUAAUGAAGUUCAUUGGAGCAGGAGCUAAACUGUUAUCACGUGGUCCUGAGACUAUCUGCAGUAGUCGAGGAACUUCCUGACCAACGUCGUGUCUUAUUGGCUGCUUAGACCCUAUAAUGGCACGUUGAUGCUAAAUGUGUUUCUAUACUAUAGGCAGGAUUGGUGUGCCACAUCACUGGCCAGCUGUGGUCCUAUUCACAUUUCAGUGGCGCAAAACUUUUUGUUUUAUCAAAAGGGAGAACAAGAAGUCAUCUACAAAACACUCUCUAGUUGACAAAAACCCUGAAGAAUCCUAAUAGACUGCAGUAUAGAGGUUCUGUUGUUGUAAGGGACUAUUCUUAAGAGAAACCAAAGCUAGCUAGACUGUGAUUUAUACUUUUAUGUGUAUUUUCAGGCGGACGUGUUGCUUUUGAGAUUUGUAACUUGUUACUAUUCUUUUCUGUUUUAUUGUUGUUGUUUUUUUUAAUUGGAAGAUCAUUCUUGGCGAGUGACGCGAUUCAUGCCACAGCAUAAUGCAUAGAUCUGUGCAGUGCUUUGCUAUGUCAAUGCUUGAUCAACUCAUGUUCUUGAUAGGAUAUAUAUGCACUGCCUGAAAGGAUUAGGAACGAGGCCAGGGGAAACCAUACUGUAUUCCUGAAGAACAUGUGUUCAUUAUAGCCCAUCAUCAUAUUCCUUGGACUGACUUUAUUCUGUAGCUACAACACGAUUGUAUGGACUUUGUUUUCCACUCCCAAUAUUUUUUGUGUAGAUUCUGUUCUUGCUUUUUGGGAGAGAGCCCCCUAUACUGCCAUUUCUCUCACCGUUCUACAUAACUGAGCUUGUAUGAGAUAAUACCUUGGGUGACAUCAGUCUCUGUUGUAAAUUUGAAGCUGCUGAUUUUUAUGUCUUAAUUUUAUUUUGCACGUUAUUUUUGGUGAUAAAAACAAACAAAAAAAAUAUGGCUUGAAAGUAUUAAUGUACUGAUAUGCCUGUGUUCAGAAUGCAUACUUUUGCUUUUUUCUGCUUUUCCGUUUUUGUGCAUUUUCAGUAUUUUAAGAUUUUGUUCAUAAAUUAUUAACUUCUUAUGCACUGAACUGUUGCACAGUUUUCCCUUCAUUUUUCUCUUUAUAGGAAUACACUAUUUUACCGAAAUACUUGUCGUCUUUCUCCCAAGAUGUUGGGCAGAGCACAUUCUAUUAAAGUGCCAUUAGUUCUUUGUGAUAA
Hyla sarda is the source of this 2944-nucleotide messenger RNA. It is a transcript of the gene RAB8B, whose product is annotated as RAB8B, member RAS oncogene family. The transcript has 8 exons. Gene Ontology annotation, biological process: regulation of exocytosis; Golgi vesicle fusion to target membrane; cellular response to insulin stimulus. The record is from RefSeq and is a predicted model, not a curated record. Lineage: Eukaryota; Metazoa; Chordata; Amphibia; Anura; Hylidae. Gene Ontology annotation, cellular component: trans-Golgi network transport vesicle; endosome; plasma membrane. Gene Ontology annotation, molecular function: GTP binding; GTPase activity. Bases 97 to 720 code for a protein of 207 amino acids.